Aspergillus affinis is the source of this 1020-nucleotide messenger RNA. RefSeq lists its product as uncharacterized. Lineage: Eukaryota; Fungi; Ascomycota; Eurotiomycetes; Eurotiales; Aspergillaceae. The transcript is spliced from 2 exons. Bases 1 to 1020 code for a protein of 339 amino acids. The record is from RefSeq and is a predicted model, not a curated record.
AUGGCUCUCGUCCCGUUUCUCGUUGCUUCCAGGUCUCUAGGGAAAACACGAAAACAAUCCUCUAGACCUCCUGCGUAUGGCCUGAUAAUGGGCACCCUGAACCUUCACCACUACGGUGUCCCGGCGGAGAACGCUCCCCUCAACGCGGUCUCCAAAUUGGCCCCUUUCUCAGCAUUGAUUAUCUCCAUCAUUCUCGUAAUUCUUUUUGCGGUACGCUUCUACCUGCUAGAGGCCUUUCUGAUCCGUCGCCUCUAUGGCACGACCUACACGAAGCUCAGUCUGGAGAACCAGCGGGGCUUCAUCAACCACCACAUCGCCGGGACCAUGAAGAUCAUCAUUCUCAUUAUCGCGGCAUAUCCCUUCAUAUCCGUCAUUAUCGGCCAAUCCUCAUUCCACACCCCGUAUGUGCGUGGGUCGCCAGUGAAGCUGGGUGAUAUUUUGAUUGUCGCUGCCCAGAUGCUCAUUGGAAUGUACAUCUUUGAGCUUCUUUAUCGGAUUAAGCUGUCACCCAUUGCCGUCUUGCACCACCUCGGAACAAUUGUGAUCGGCCAGGCCGCCAUUGCGAUCGGUCUGGAUCGGGUGCGUGAGCCCGACGCGGGCAUCGAAUUCAUGCUUUGUCUUAUUUGGGGUGUCUUCGAUAUCAUCUCCGAAUUCUUUCCUCACCUCGCCAUCAUCCUCUAUCGAGUUUACCCUCACCGGCAUCAAUUUCUCAGUCGUGUCUUUUUCUAUUCCUGUUUAACCACCGCGAUUGGUACCUUAUGCGAGACCGUCGUGACGAUGUUUCUGUUCGGCUGUCUCUGGGAUCGUUGGCAGAUUGCCUUCAAAAUAGCCACGCCCUUACUUCAUACCGCUUUUUCGGCGGCUCAGGUCCACGGCAGCGUUGUCUUCUGGCGCAUGUAUAAGCGACAACAAGUCUUUCUCAAAGAAGGUGUCAGUCAGCAGCUCGUGGAAGACGCACAAACUGAGGGAGAGGAAUCGGAAAACAAAAGCGGUCCGUUAGAUGUGCGCGAGUUCGCUUGA